GUUCGGCUUAAUGAUGACAAACACAAACAGGAAUCAGAUGACCGAGAGGAUCGUGGAUCUGACUCUGGAGGUCAACUACCUGCUGACUGGAGAGGACUACAUUGCUGUGAAGAGACCUGCUGAGUCUAUACUACAGAGCCAUAGUCCUCGUGUGUCAGAUGGAUCUAACAGGACCCAGAGCUCCAGCACUGUGCCUCCCCCUCACUCACUGAUACAUGAUGGAAACAAUGAGCAGAAGGUCAUGAAACUGACCAAUCAGAUCAUCCACCUGCUGACUGGAGAGGUGUGGAAGUAUUUAGAAGGACAGAUGCCUUUCAUCUCGCAAGAUAAUUCACUGAACAAAACUGAAGCAGUAGAGUGUCAGUUCCAUAUUGCUUCAUCAAAGGAUGUAAUCAUUGAUUCUAAUUUCACAAUUAAUCAAGGAGGGAAUGGUGAGAAAAUGAAUAAAUCGAGCACGGGAAAGAGUGCAUUUGUUGAACAGGAAGCCGGAGCUUGCGAAGAAAGACAUGUAGCAGAAGCUGACGUUUAUACGAACCCCACGCCUACAAUAGACUAUAGGUCUAUUUCUGUCAAAGAAGAAUUGGGCUCAUGCCAACAAGAUAAUCCUGUCAAUAUCUGUGCAUCCAUCCAACUCACACAGACAGAAUAUCCAUCUCCUCAUGUUAUGGGCAAUUUGCCUCCACAUGAAGACAUUGACUUCCAUACUCCCAAAGACCAUACACAGACAGACUAUCCAUCCACUGCUAUUAUGGAGGAAUCCACUUCAUUUGAAAAAGGACAUUUGCCAGACACUGACAUUUAUACAAACAAAGAACAUACACCGACAGAAUAUCCAUCUACUAAUAUUAAGGUGGAAUCUGUUUCACGCGAAGAAGGAAAUUUCACCGGCAUUUCUAAACUCCCCGAACAUACACAGACAGAAUAUCCAUCUACUUAUAUUAAGCAGGAAUCCGAUUCCCAUGAACGAGUUGCCACUGGUUUUCAUACACGGACAGAAUAUCUAUCUAGCCAUAUUAAGGAAGAAUCUACUUCAUAUGAGCUAGGAAACUUCACAAGCCCUGGCAUUGAACCCCUUAUUUUUCGUACUGAGAUGCAAAACCUAAAAAUGAGCAAUGAGAGUAUGCAUGUGACAGAUGUUUAUAGCUUGUUUCAGGGGCCUGAGGUUCCAGCUACUAAUUCAGGUGGAAUACAGGAGAUGGUUUGUUUUGGUUGUGGGAAGAAAAUCCCUAAAGCAGAUUUUGUUGGGCAUCAGUGUGUUAAAGAGAAAGGAACUCCUAAAUCGAACCACAGUAUUCACACCGGAGAGAAGCCAUUUUCUUGCUUGGAAUGCGGAGCACGUUUUAAUCACGAGAAAGCUCUUGGUAGACAUCAAUUGAGUCAUACAAGUGACAAGAAAUUUUCCUGUACAGAAUGUGGCAAAUGUUUCAGUAAGAUGUCGAAUCUUAGCAAACACAUGAGGAGUCACGAAAAAAAUAAUAAUUACACUUGUUCUCAUUGUGGAAAAUGCUUCAACUGGAUAUCAAGUUUAAUUAGACAUCAGAGGAUUCACACAGGUGAGAAACCGUUUCCAUGUUGUGAAUGUGGGAAAUGUUUCACUCGCAAGUCUGCUCUUACUAGACAUCAGAGACUUCACACUGGGGAGAAACCAUUCUCGUGUUGCGAAUGUGGAAGAUGUUUCAGGUGGUUGUCAAGUUAUCAUAAACAUAUGAGAAGUCACACUGGAAAUAAAUGUUUCUCGUGCUCUGAAUGUGGAAAUCGCUUUACAGAUAAAGCGAGUCUUUAUGUACAUCAGAUGAGUCACACAAGAUGACCUGCUUUUCAUAAACCCAUCAUUGUUUGCUCAGUACAUCUAUAGGUACAUUUAGAAAGCAGUGAAUGUGGUCCAAGUAUAAAGGAUGGUUACUCUAUUUUACAUUCCUUAAUAUGAGGGAUAAAAACAAACACUGCUCCAGUUAUGCUUUCUGGCUUUUUAAUUCCCUUCACAAGUGGACCUAGCAUUUUAAGUCUAAAAAUAACUUUUUGUCAAGCCUUGUAAAGACCAUUUUAGUUGUAAAUAUGGUUGGGUCUAAUGGUGGAUGGAAUUAAGCAAAGCCAUUGACUAUAUUUGUUUUCUGUGUUUUUACGUCCUUUCAAGGCCACGAAUGUCCAGACUCACAAAUCUAAAAGUCAAUGAAGCUGGGUUUGGCUGAAUCUAAUCCAGUUCUCUGUUGCAUUCACACAACCAUAAUUUUGAGGGGCUGUAAAACACAUUUACAAAUUUCCUCUUCCCCUCUAGCCAUUGCAAGCAGAAAUGUAUGCCUGGCAAGUAUGUGAUGGACUUUCCCACUGCCUAUAAAGACCUUCAGUGCUCUUUGAAACAAAUGGAAAGUCCCAGUGUCCAAUGUGGAGACUUCACCACUACUUGUUCUAGUAAACCACAUCCUUUAUUUUCUUGUAUGAUCGCAAAUCAAGCCAAUGAUAUGCAGUAUAAAUUCAGCUCAGGUAGUUGUGCUGCAGUCUACAUGUUUUUUGCCAUUAUGCACUUAGACCACAAUAAGAAAUACAGCCCCAGUCAAAAUCUAGCCAUGUAUAUGGGAUU
Molecule: messenger RNA, 2578 nt
Organism: Pelobates fuscus (common spadefoot toad)
Lineage: Eukaryota; Metazoa; Chordata; Amphibia; Anura; Pelobatidae
Product: oocyte zinc finger protein XlCOF7.1-like
Exons: 4
Coding region: 11-1810 (599 amino acids)
Biological process (GO): regulation of transcription by RNA polymerase II
Molecular function (GO): DNA-binding transcription factor activity, RNA polymerase II-specific; RNA polymerase II cis-regulatory region sequence-specific DNA binding
Source: RefSeq, a predicted model, not a curated record